CACAGACACACGCACACCACCGUGCUGCUCUGUGAUUUCAUCUCCCCAGUGCAGAAGUGAAAGAGCGCAGUCAUCCAGUGACAUUUUUGCAUUGGAGCUUGACGCACAGCCGAAAACGAAACACAACGACAUCUGACAGAGAGACGGACGGACGGACAGUGUGUAGACCAUGCUUUCAGAGUCCUUCCUCCAGACACUGCCGUACAGGGACGAGAAGAGGUACUCCUCUGCCACCAAGCUCCAGGGGGGGGAACACACAUAUCCACAAACUCUGCGUGGAGACACGCAACAUGGCGGGCUCGGUCUGACGGAGUCAGGAGAGCACUCACAUACGCCGCAAGCACUGCGCACAGACUUAGGCCCAAACGAGGGCCUGGGGCCGAGGUUUGCCUUUCCACCCGAGUUUGGCCUUAUGAUCCCGGGCCGUGCCUGUACACUCAACCACUAUCCUCACCACUCAGGGGAUUUUCAGUCUGAAUGCAGUCUCAUAAGGCAAUACCCUGACCUACGUCUGCGUCAGGAAUCAGAUGAGGCAACCAGCCCAAAUAGCAGCACGUCUUGCCACUGUCCGUCUACGUCGGUGUCCGGACGUCCCCUGCAAUCGCUACCAUGCACACCCAGCUUCCAGGGCCCAGACAGACAGCCGGGGACUCCGGUACCGGACACGACGCAUCCUUUGAAGCCCGGGACCUCGAACCCCGACGAGGGCUACCUAGAGAUGACCGGCAACCGAGAUCUAGAGUUCUCUCUCUUAGGGCUGGAGCCCCUCUCCAACUCUCUGUUGAACGGUCUGCUGGAGAAGCAUCUGGACGAGCUCUACCGCGAGCAUUUUACAGACAGCCUGGCCCGAUGCAACUCCCAGCUGGGGCACAGCCUUCUGCGUGGCCUGGUGCCCCUGCCGCAGCCCAGCGGACAGGCCCAGGCUUCAGACUUCAUGGGGGCCAGUCUGCAGGGUGUGGUGUCCAGGGAAGGAGGGUUCAGGAUCAGCUACCUUAACACUACCUCGCACUUCAGCUCACCCGUGCUUCGGAUCUCAGAUGCUGAAAGUUCCCCCCGACCCCCACCCCCUACCCCCACGCACACAUAAAACACACACACACGCACACACACACACACACACACACACACACACACACACACACACACACACACACACACACACACACACACACACACACACACACACACACAGACACACAUGACUUUAAAGUGCACUUUUUAGGGUCCCUCUACGUAAACGCUUAUUUGUUUUUCCUUCAAAUUUAUAAGCUCAUAUACGCCAUCUGCUGUUAUAACAUGAUAUUACGUUUAUUCUUAUGUUAUUGUUUAGUAGUUCAUUAAUCUCCGAUCAAGUAUAUUGUCUGAUUUGCGACAGUGUUUGUUAAUAAGUUAGGUUAUUAGGUAUAUACUUUUAAAAGAACUGCCAUUGUCACUGAAGUAGACAUUACGGGUUAUCCAUUUUGUUGAUCAAAGCCCCCAAGGCAAUGAGACAAGAAAUGGUAGUUUUGGUUUGACAAGUAGGCCUAAACAGUGCAAUGUCUACAAUGUCUACUUCAUCAAUGUGUUACCAAUCAUCUCUUACAUGUUAUGCUUUAUGUAAAUGUAUCAUUAUAAACAUUAUAAAGAAAAACCUUUUUAAAAUAAUGUGUAUGAUUUGUUCUGAUACAAACGUUUACAUACGUUUCUAGUACGUUUUUGGACAACCAUGUGGGCCAGUACAGUGUUCUUUGUUGACCUAUCUUUGGAUGCAGGAAGAUCAUAUUUGCAAAGACUAUAAUUGAAAGCUUAACCAAACAAAGUGGUGGUGUAGUCUGAGUCUUCUGUCUAUGUAAAGAAAAAAAUUGCAAAUAAGUGUUUUCACCUCCUGCAUUAUCAUAACUUUAAUAUAUACUCAUAAUGUUAUUCCCCAUUCCAUUGCAUAGUGUCACAGCUUUGUGUAAAGUUCAAAUAAAAGAUGAUCAAGUGAAA
Gadus macrocephalus (Pacific cod) is the source of this 1968-nucleotide messenger RNA. RefSeq lists its product as uncharacterized. The record is from RefSeq and is a predicted model, not a curated record. The transcript is spliced from 2 exons. NCBI's taxonomy places the organism in Eukaryota, Metazoa, Chordata, Actinopteri, Gadiformes, Gadidae. The coding region runs from base 170 to 1087 and encodes 305 amino acids. Gene Ontology annotation, biological process: regulation of toll-like receptor signaling pathway.